UAGCAUUUCGCGGAAACGAUUUAACAUUUAGUGGGAAACGUUGCAAUUGAUCGCACAACGAUUCCUACUCCAAAUCGACAUCGAAAGUAGUUUUUUUGCGGAAAACUGAAUUUGGCAGAAGCACAUUUUCUCAAAGUGAGAUAUGUAGUUUUUAGAAGCAUUUCGUGUCACGAUGAAGUGUCCAUCUUGUGGGAACACCGAACUGCAAGAACAUCAUCACUUCUGCUGCAAUUGCGGCUUUAAUCUUGCUGCUGCAAUAUCAUCAGAAACUCGAACACUGACGAAUACCAGCCCUGCGAAGUUUACAACUACUUCAGAUUUCCAGAACUCACCAGAGGCAUCUGAGAACAGGAUUGAUCCUCCUCCUGGCUCUAGCCAACCACCUGCCGUCACGGAAUCAGUCAUUGGAGGCGAAAAAAGCAGCAAUAAUGAAAUUACCAAAGAGGGUUUGUCAGGCCCGAACAAUGUUAACGGUCCAUCAAAUCUGAAUGAGAUUCAAGCCCAUCAAGAACAAGGAGCUGCUCCUGUUGACUUUCCAGCUGAGCCAGGAAAAUUUCUGGUGUCUGACUCAAACAGUGCAGCCAAUGAAAUCGUAAAACAUUUUCCCGGCACAUCAAAUUACGCAAACACUGGGGAAGCUAUAGAGCGGGAAGCUACCGAAAAGAUUCUGCAACCAGAAAAGUCUGGUGGUGAAAGUGCAACGGAUACCAAGGUAAUGACAAGCACUCAGACUAAAGAUCAAAAUGAAGUUAAAACACAACACAGGAAUGGAUUCUUUGAAGAUUAUGUGGAAGAGCGAGGUCGAAACGGUAAAGAGAUACUUAUCCCACUCAGUGAUGGGGAGAAAGUAAACGAUCACAAGCAAGGGGAGGACCAAGCUAAAGUUCAGUGCCCAAAGGAAAAGAAAGACGAUGACGAUACCUUGGGUGAAAGGAAUAUCGAUGCUCCUUGCGAAGCUGAUCGAGGUACCGAAGAAAGCCUAAAAUCUCAAGAAAUGGAAAAAAAGAGGAGAAAAUCUGGUGGUGUGGAGGAGACAGCAGAGAACCCCAUAGAUUUUCAAAAACAAUCUGGAAAUAACAACGAAAACGAAGGAAAAUUACCAUGUGGUCGUACUCUUGUUCUUGAUUUGGAAAACAGGGACGUUGUUAAGGAAAGAAACCAAGACGUCGGUGAAAGUGAAAGUGGAAAACAAAUGGCAUCUUUUUAUGGUGAAGCAAAAGGGGACUCUGGGACGUCUGUCGUUAGCAAGGAGAGUGAUGCACAACAUCUUCUUAAGGGGAUCAAUCCGCUUCAAAAGAAGCCAGACGUUGAAAAACCCGGAGGUAAAGAAAAAAGUUCAUGUCAUCUCUACGAGAAAAAGAAAGGUGUUGAUGAGUCUGAUGAUUUAAACUGUAGCGGAAAUCGUGAUGUUGGAAAGACAAGCAACACUGGAGCAAUUUGUUUCGAUAAUGAGAAAAACCCAAUGACGCUUGAGGAUUCUGAGAGGGAAGCCCUCUCGGAUGAACAUCCAAAGCCCAUAGAGCAAGGAAAUGACGUAGAGACACUGAAAGGCGAAAGAGACGACAAUUCUUCGGGUAGAAACAAUAAAGAGAGCCUUGUGAGUUUUGGCCGAGAUGACCGCACGCAAAUUGAAAAUGUUAUGGAAAGGAGAGACAUGCAAGGGACGACUGGUAAUAAUGAGCAAAGCCUUCAGAUGGAUGCUGCUGAGGGUUCCAAUGUUGACAAACUGCCACAUAACCCAAGUUCUAUUUUAAACAAAGAUAAACCAACCGAAAACACAGAAUAUGAUGCAGGCGCACAUGAAGACAGCAUCGACCCCCGUGCGCCCUUAGACUCCAGAGAUAAUGAUAUACCAACAGGAAAUGACGAUGAACAUGCUAACCAGUCGUUGGUUACUGAUGUUGGUGCAGCUACAGCACUGCCUCCCAAUGGUGUACAAUUUUUAAACAAUGAGGAAUGUAAGAAAGCGACAGAAAACCCCAAUAACCCCGAUGAAGUAACUAAUUCAAAUCUUGGAAUAAGUAAGAGUGAAAUUCUACAGUCAGGAAAUAAUGGCAACAUGGCUACAGCUUCCAACUCUCAGAAGACAGCUAAUGUAAACGAACCACCCAGGGCUGAUCAACAUUUAAAUGGGGCAGCAAAGGCGAACCAAGACGCAUCCAUUACAGUUAUUUUUCACGCUUUUCUGACGCCAACUUUUAACGUGAACUUUGAGCAAGGUGACAAAGUGUUUUUGCGUGGAGACCACCCUCUCUCUUGGAAGUCUGGAAUUAGGCCGCUCGAGAUGCGACCCCAAAGGAAACUGAAUGGCUCCAAUUACCUGCUUGAGGGGAAAACCGUGUUAACUUUCCGCGAGGCCUCUCGAACGAUUGCUUAUAAGUAUGUUGUGGUGAAAAGCAGUCAAGGAAAUGCCAAAGAAAAGAUUAAUAAAGAUCUUUGGGAGUGCCUUCUUGGGUUCAAGCCGGUAACUCCUGGGAGACAUGUAAACCGAUGCCUACGCAUCCCUGAAAGUUCUUUAAAAGCCAACGCCACAUGGCACCAGUAUGACGAUGCAAUCUUCAGUCAACCUGGCUUUUUUGAUGCUUUUCGCAGCCUCUUCCCUCAAUGGAAAAACGACCCCGCAGAAGGCCGCCGAUUGGCGAUGACGGCUAUGCUCCCCGAUUUGGCAGAAAUCUCUGAAGAGAAAGGAGCCCAUGGCCACGCUACACUGACUAAAAUCAAGAAUGUGCUCCACUGCAUGUCAAAGGCCGAGUUUGAGAACGGCGGUAACUUUUAUACACGCGUUCCAUAUGGAUUUAAUGCCAUCGAGGUAUUGCAUGGAUACAUUUCCUUGCAAUUAAACCGUAACAUCCAGACACAGCAAGUUCAUGCCGAUGAUGAGGAGUCUCAAGCCAUGAUACUUGUCACGUCAGCGAUAAUUGUAUUCCUAGCCGUUGGUCAUCAAAUAACUUUUUCAGGAGAGGAUGAAUUAAGAAAUCUUUUUGAGUGUCUUCUAUUGCAUGCCGAUAUUGAGAAACAUAAGUGCAGCGGGCUUGACGCUUUAUAUCGACACUUUCCUCAGGAGCACUAUCGACGCUCUCUGGCCAACCAUUUGUUACAACUUUGCAUGGACGCCAUUGAAUAUCAUCGAGGUGUAUUUCAUUGGUUAUUUGUGAUGCCAUUGCUUCAUUUCUUGACCGAUACCAGUGAGCCAUUCUCUUUUGAAGUGUUAACCUUAGAGCCGUGUUCAACGAAGGAUAACAACUGGUGGGGAACGCAAGGCUUGGAUUUCAGGACAGUUCGGCGACAAGCCUCUCUAUUCAGGAGUAGCAACCCAGUACAUCUACUCAUUCAGCUUUCUUCCAUGUUCGAGAUUGAUCCCUUAUUUACGAGGACGUUUUUGUUGGCACUUCCUCUACGAGACAUUGUUACGGUGCUACAGAGAGAUGUGCAGAUACCUUUGCAUGAAAUCGUGUGGACAGUAACUCGAGUUUUGGAAGAAAUAUUCCCUGACGAAGAGUGGGAUGACCUCGACCAGUGUUUAAGAGAGAUGAAUAAGAGAAGAAAAAGCGAUUUUGACAGGUUGGAACGCGUCGACUUAGACAUCGUCAUGUCUUUAGCCAAAGCAUCUGCGCAUCUUCUGCGUCAACUGUUCAAGGAACACAAUUCAGCCUUGUGGGAGAGAAUUCAGAUUUUCUCUGGAGUCUUCACUCUCCUUGGGAGCAGCCUUAUGAUGGCAAAACGCAGUACAUCAAUUGCCGUGGAUCUAAAGGAGGACCAACAGGAAGUCAGGGAAACCAUAAAGUUACUUGAAGAGGCACUACAGAUUUUACAAAACUCCUUGCAUAGGCAUGUGACCUUAAUUGAAAAAAAAUCAGAUGAAUGUUACAAGGAAUUACAGGGGUGGACAGCCUUGCUCUCCUUAAAUCUUGAAGACGAUGAGAUGCAGCAGUUUUGGCAAGAAAAAUUAAGGGAGUCACUUAAAUAUCGCAUAGAUCAGAUGACACAAGAGGAUGUGAUAAAACUUUUCUGUUCUUUGGACUUACAAACCUGCCAUAGAGAUAUCUCUGAAUGUCUCAAGGCUGCCACCUACGAGGCUGCAGAUCACCUCUUAAAGAACGGAACACUGGGGAACCAGAUGGCACACUUGAGUUCAGAUCUUGCAACGUCCAAGAUGCAGUCCCCUGAAGUCGGAGGACUCUUUUCCCUCCUACUGAAGACCUGCUGGCCCGAAGAUAGUACAGAAAAAGAGCUUUCUCAAGAUAAGAAGUUGGAACACAUUCUCACAUGGAAGCCAAUGGCACAAUAUUUUAAGCAUUUCGGCGCUGGAAGUGUCGGCAAUGCUUGCUUACCUAAUGGCGGCUUGGAACUUCUUGUUUCUGCGACCUCGCUUGUAGAACAUAUAGCACUUUGCUUGAGAAGUGGUGAAAUUAAUGUGAGCACACUACGAAUUGUCAGCAAAGACCGUGACAGAUUUUUGGAGUUAUACUCUUUGCUACCUGAAGUUCCAGAGUACAUACCUCUAAAUGAGGAAGCCGUGGCUGGCAGUGAAGCUAGCGGAAACCAGCGAGAAACGGCGGAUGUGGAGUUCCUUCUUGAAAUGCGCGCUGAGGAGCUCGAAGCUUUUGAGAAGGAAAGAGAUGCUGUUUCUACUUUCAUUCGCAUGUGUUCUAUUAUCCGAUCAGUGGAUAUUGACCUACAAAAUAUCAAGAAGAAACUGGAAAUGGACCUGCCUUCUCGUAAAAUACUUGAAAUUUGCCACAAACGUCGCCAUGGAGAUGAGCCUGCGAUGAAGUUCUUUGAUCUUUCUAUAAAGAACAAAGGAAUGAUACAAUCUUUAAAUGAUAUUCACCAUAGUCUUCUUUUCCGCGACUUUUGGCAAAUGUGUGGUCAGAAGGCCGCCGAUUUUUGCAGAGAUGAGCCAGGGUUUAACGGGACUUUCACGAUAGACAAAGUACGAGAGCGUCUUUGGCUGCCGUCCUUUCGAAAAUGGCGAGGCCUAUGGGAAAGAAUCAUUAACGGAGAAAUCAGUCUUAAAGAUGUAGAUGAAAAAUUCCACAGGUUCCGUGACGAUCCCGAAGCUUUAGUCAGGGAAAUGAAGGCAGCAUUGAUUACAUUUUCCCAUGAAGACGACAUAGACACCAUUCUUCGUGACCGUGUUGAUCAGAUCAAACAAUGCCACAAAUUGAAAGAGUGCGAGGAUGCUGCAGCCAUGAUUUCAUAUUUUAAAGAAGCAAUGGAACUUCAGGGAGACUUCCAUUUGCUGGAUGAUUUUCGCGAUCAGAUGAGUGAAGAGUUUCUGAGACGUCAGCUCGGUUCCAUCAGUUAUGAGACUUUCCAAAUCGCAAGAGCACUUGAAAGUUUCUCACGGCCAAUGAUUCAAUGCUUGAGAACUGUCAUUGAAUGCAAGGAAUACAUAUUUUGGCUUCGGGAAGAAGUGAAAGGGCGAGAGGAAGUAAAAACACUGGUAGAUCUGGCGAUGAUGUCCACUGAUGAAAGCGCCAUCGAAACCGAUCGUGUCUCCUGUCUGCACACCACUGCCCUUGGAUUCGCACCUUUCAUAUUUGACCUAGCGCACAAACAUGCUGACUUCGAGCAAUUGAUGGAGAUAUGUGAAGGUGUUUGGGAAGAGGUGGAAAGAAACGACACCUUGCCAGAGAAACUGGAAGAUAUUAGUGGUCAUCUUGAGUGGCUCAAGGGAAUCAAGGAUGAGCAUGCCAUGUCGUCUCUCAAAUUGGCUCAAGCUAUCAACGAAAGAGGAAUUUAUUUUAUAGGGACGUUGGACAACCGGAUAUCAACUCGGCCCUGUGACAAGACAAAUGUUAACUCUGUUAUUAGCCUACGACUACUACCAGAAAAGGAAAUUGGUCAGGCAAGAGAAUUCAAUCUGGAGAAACUUCGAGAACUACAAAGUAAACUGGCUCUCAUUUCAGGAAAGGAUUCACAGGGUCAGGAGGCCAUACAAAAUUUUGGAGAGUUACUACAAGGCGUUGUUCAACUUGGACAGUCUUAUGUGAAUCUCUGUGAAAUUGGUGACGUGUCUCACCUCGGCUGGAAGGAAGAAUUUAAAUGUAAAAGUAUCAUGGGGAAGAAGAUCGUUGAUGACAUCCAGUCAAAGAGCAAAGAAUUCGAUCAACGUUACAAAGGCUGUAAAGAGCACAUCAACUCGCUUAGAAAGAAGUACCACGAGUUGAACUUUUUCACAAUACAACAGCUCCUUUUCUUGCGCAAGGAACUCGCUAGUUUGAAACACGGUUCUACCAUGGAAUAUCUAAGUCUUCAAGUCUACAGUCUUCUUGAGAAAGUGUUUCCAGGUAUUCAUCGGUCAUUAUUACAGAACGUUUUUCUGGAUGCGGGGAUCCUAUCGCCACAUUUUGAUCACGGCAGCAAUGGAGACACUCUGAGGGAUACAAGUCAAAUUGCAUCCUUAUCAAGUCUAGACGGUAAAGACAACUCCACAACUGAAGUGCAGAUUAUCGAAAAAUUCGAGAACCUCCUUAAAAAUUUGGAGAAGCUAAGUCACUCAGAACCUGAACGUCUAGCCGUGGCAGCUCUUAUUAACAAUUUGGAAGGUAGUGAGAUUGAUCUUCUUGUGUGGUGUGUUCAAAACAUGGGAGACAGUGAGCAUGACCUUGUUGACGAACUCUAUGAGAGAGCCUCAGGAGAUCCCAGAUUUCAUAAGAUUGUAGAUCAGAAGGCCGAGCCAGAUGCAGAGAUUCUGCAAUCAUCCCAGAAUUCUGAUUGUGACCAAAUAAGUGUACCAGGAAGCAGUGAUGAUGAGUUGAGCUUGCCUGACGAGCCGAACCUGGACGAAACAAAAGGGGGCACUUUCUUAAGUCUGGAAGAAAUGGGGGUAUUUCUGUCCCGCUUGGCAGCCCAAAACGGAGGAAGUCCUGAAACACGAGCUUUUCCAAGUUACUUGAAAAAAGGACACCCAAACCUCGUGCUCGUAAGCGAGGAACAAAUAUUUGCUGCUGUUCUAAACCUUUAUAUGGAAGAGAGAGCUCAGAGUUUGCCAAAGAGUGACGAAGUUCUUGUGUGCACCUCUGAGACAACACCCGAAGAGGUUGAGUUGCUAUGGCGUCGAGCCCUGGUAAGCGAUGGAAAAAAAUUGCAUUGUCUAGUGAAUGGCGACGUGUUAGACUAUGAUGUCAGCCAAAAGGUGGUGGACAGUUUACACACAUUAAUGCAAGAUUAUUCCCACCCCAAAAACUUGGCCCUUGUUGUUCUAUGUAGUAGUGAAAACGAAGAGCGAGCUCAUAUAAUCUCCUGCUUGGAACAAUACAAAGUACCAAUGCCCAGAUAUCCUCGACCAGAUGAGCUCCGUAGGUACCUCGAGAAACAGCUUAGAGUGCCAGAGCAAAGGCCUGGCGAAUAUCAUGAGAAGCCAGUUAUUUGGAGUCCAGCUGCACAAGUUGGUCGAGCGGCCAACUUAAACGUUCGAGUAGUAUCCUCUGAGAACUCUGGAGUAGGAAAAAGUUUGGUGGCACAGAGGUUGGCCGAAGAGGUGGCAGCCUUACGGAACAAUCGGCUUGUUGUCGAGACAAUGGACGAGGAGUAUGAAAAACCACCUCUCUUGCGUGUGACAAUUCCUUUCCACGAAAAACAUUCACGGGCCGCAGAUGUUGUUGGUUUCUUUCUACCCCAUGCUCUCCCUUCAGAUCUACCUUUGUCCAGGGUUUUUCACCUCGACCGUUCCUCUGCGGUCACGCCAGAAUUUGAAACACUGCUGUUUAAUUUGCUGAUCUUGGGUGAGCUGACAGAUGACUGUGGGCGCGUUUGGAGGAGGAAUUCUUACGACUUGUAUAUCUUGGAAAUUACUCACUCUACCUCUAUGAAGCCAAAAGAGUCAGGGGCAUGCAAGUUUCAUGAGCUUCUCCCGCAAGUCAGAUGUUGUCUUCCGGAAGACACUAUUAGUUACUUGAGGAAAGGCCAUGAGCAAGGAGGAAUUAGCCCGUCCUUUGAUGAAGAAGAAUUGCUGAGCGACGCAGUUCAGCGUGUCUGGUGGUAUCUUCACUUGUUUGAAACGAACCCUAAGCGCAUCCAGAAGCACUGCUUUAACCCUCAAAGGAAACGCAAGGAACCAGUAGAAUGUCUUGAAACGCUAAUAAGGAAUUGUGGAGUACCGAACCCAUCCUGGUCAGAGCUUCGUAAUUUCGUGAACUUUUUGAACUACCAACUAAGGGACUGUGAGGAAAGUACCUUCUGCGAGCCGUUGUUAACUGACGACACCUUGCAAGGAUUCAAGACCUUUGUGGUCAAAUUUAUGAUAAUUAUGUCCGAGGAUUUUGCAAUGCGAUCAUUGACAGACAAAGAAGACCAUGCAUUUGAGGACUCUCGAGAGGAAACUGCCAAAUCAUACGAGGAGCAAGACAUUGUUCCUUUCCAACUGCGAAGGCGAUGGGAGAACAGCCCUCAUCCAUACAUAUUUUUUAACCCGGAUCAUGUGACCAUGACUUUCCUGGGAUUCCAAGUUGAUCAAGAUGGAAAUCUUCUGGAUCCCAAAACCAAAGAGAUCAUUGAGCGAAAUAUCAUAUCAAGACCCCUUCGAACGGGACUUCAUGUGCAGAAAGUGGAUUUGGACAACGACUUUGAGUCGUAUUCGAAGGGUGACAAAAUUCAAUUGCUGUGUUCUGUCAUGGGGAUCGAGUGUGGUUAUGACCCGGAUGAGUCAUACGAACUAACGGGUGAUAAUGUGAAGAAAAUUCUGGCCAUCCAUAUGAGGUUCAGAUGUAAUAUCCCAGUUGUGAUCAUGGGUGAAACAGGAUGUGGAAAGACAAGACUUAUUCGAUACUUGUGCGGACUACAGACUGAAGGAGAGGUGGCAGAACGUAGAAAUAUGAUCUUAAUGAAGAUCCAUGGCGGCACCACUUACAAAGACAUUGAAAGAAACGUACUUCACGCUGAGACAGUGGCUGACAAGAAUGAACUUAGCGGGAAAAAAAUGGACACCAUUUUGUUUUUUGAUGAGGCGAACACCACUGACGCUUUGGGAAUGAUAAAAGAGAUUAUGGUGGAUCGAAGGUGUAAUGGUCGUCCCCUGCGUGACAAUCUGAAAUUCGUUGCGGCUUGCAAUCCAUAUCGGAAGCAUACGAAAGAAAUGAUACAUAAACUAGAGACGGCAGGAUUGGGCUAUCACAUCACGGCGGAUGAAACUACUGAACGCCUCGGUGGAAUUCCGCUGCGUCACCUUGUUUAUCGAGUGCAUGCUUUGCCAGAAAGCAUGCGCAGUCUUGUGUGGGAUUUUGGGCAGUUGAAUGCGGAAGUGGAAGAGCUUUACACUCGUCAAAUUGUUGGAAAAUAUGUACGUGAAGGUCGUCUUCCGGGAGAUGAAAACUGGGUUAUCGCCAUAGCAGCAGUUUUAACAGCCUCCCAGCAAUUCAUGAGAAAUAAAAAGGAUGAGUGUAGUUUUGUGAGUUUACGUGAUGUUAAACGAGCCAUGGAGGUCAUGGUUUGGUUUUACCAACACUUUCAAGAUUUUUCUGAUUUGAUGAAAGAGGAGCAAAGUGAAAAUGAAGAAGAAAGUAGUAAUGAGAGUGAAUCUGAAUCUGAAGAAGUCUCAACUAAUGUCAGUAGAACUCCUUCUGAUUCUGAAGACGACCAAUGCGGUCAGGAAAAAACUACAACGACAAUUCAAGACGCCAGACAGAGUCUCCGAGAUCACGUUUUAGAAGUUAAUUCCAUAAGAAAUGGGGAAGAGCGACCUACAGUUAGUCAGUUCAUUUGUGAUUCCAAAGAAACGGCAUCUGUAGUGGGCGAGCCUACGCAAGUGUUUUCAAGGGCCGUUCCUCUGGAAAUGCUCGACUAUGCAGACAAAAGAGGAAGAGAAGAGCGACCCUCUGUUAGCAAGUCCAUGUAUGAGCCAAAUUUCUCUUUUGCUUUAAAGGAAACAGCUUCUGCAGAGUGUGAGCCCUCGCAAGUGUUUUCAAGGGCCAAUCCUCCGGAUAUAUUGAACUUCCCAGAACCCUUUGUUGUACCGCUUGGAGAAGAAAUCGGUGAUAUCAGCGACAGUAUUGACCCGCUCACUUGGUCUUUGAUUCUUGCUCUUGGUAUUUGUUACCAAGCACGAUUAACAGAGAGGAAAGAAUUCCGCGGGGCAGUAGCAAAAUCAUUUCGACCACCAUGCAGGCUUCCCGGCGGAGCUGCAAGGAUUGAACGGGAGAUAAAUCGAUGUCAAGAAGCUUUGAUGGAACAGCUGGAACUUGGACCUAACAUCGCCUGCAAUGAGGCCUUAAGAGAAAAUGUGUUCAUGAUGGUGGUGUGUAUUGAGCUUAGGAUCCCAUUAUUCGUCGUCGGUAAGCCGGGCAGCUCUAAAUCACUAGCGAAGACUGUUGUUGCGGACAAUAUGCAGGGAGGAAGAUCCAAACAUGGCCUUUUCAAACGUUUUAAACAGAUUCAGUUGGUAUCAUAUCAGUGUAGCCCACAGUCUACCCCUGAGGGAAUAUUGGCAACAUUUCAACAAUGCAGUGAACUGCAGGAAAGUAAAAACGAGGGAAACACUUCAGACACGUUUGCUUCUGUGGUGGUGCUAGAUGAAGUAGGACUGGCGGAGGACUCACCCCAAAUGCCCUUAAAAACUCUACAUCCCCUCCUGGAAGACGAUGACCAAAGUGACGCGUUUGUGAUCCAGACUGGAAAGAAUUUUGCACGUGUUGCUUUCAUUGGUCUGUCUAACUGGGCCUUGGACCCUGCUAAAAUGAACCGCGGGAUAAUGCUUUGCCGCAAUGAGCCUGACGAAGACGAACUAGUGGAAACCGCAAGGGGUAUUUGUGGAAGUGAUAAGGACAUCGUGACUCAUAUAGAACCCCUUAUAAAUUCGUUGGUCUGUGGCUACAAAGAGCUUUACGACAAACAGAAAGAAUUGAGGAAACUGAAAGAAGGAAAGAAAGACGAAUUUUUUGGACUUCGGGACUUCUACAGUCUUGUAAAGAUGAUCGUCUCCAUUGCAAAGAAUUCGAAAGAGAAACGUCCACCAAACGGGAAGGAGCUCGAACACGCCGUUAAGAGAAAUUUCAGUGGCUUAGUGGACAACAAAGAGGAUUUUAAGCCUGUUAAAAUUCUCAUGGAAAAUAUUGUCCGAGAGGAAUAUUUGCAGGAUGAAGAUGAAUUCAUGGAAGACGGGUCUCUAGAGCUUAUCCGGGAAAGCCUAAACCGGGAUAGUGUGAUGGGAGAGGGAAGAUAUCUCCUUAUCAUGACUGAGAACUUUGCAGCUCUUCCAAGAGUAAAACAGCUCUUGUUAGAGCAAGAUAAAGAAGAGCCAUAUGUUAUCUUUGGCAGUGGGUUUCCAAAAGAUCAGUUGUUCACCCAGGUUUGCCGCAACAUCAACCGGAUUAAGAUGUGUAUGGAGACAGGUAGAACGGUGAUUCUGCUCAAUCUUGAAAACCUCUAUGAGAGCCUCUACGACGUCCUAAAUCAGUAUUACGUCACCUUUGGAGGAGAGAAGUAUGUCGAUCUAGGGCUUGGGAAUAAUCGAGUCAAAUGCCGCGUUCACAAAAACUUCAGGCUAAUCGUCAUCGCCGCAAAGGACGUGGUUUACAAUAAGUUCCCCAUCCCUUUAAUAAACCGCCUGGAGAAACACUUCCUUGUAAUGUCAUCUGGACUCACUAUACCACAGAAAGAAGUGACCAGGAAAUUAAAAGUUUGGGUGGACAACUUUGCUGACAUCUUUCAGCUUCCUCACCAAAAACCGAGAACUUUCUCAAAAGGAGAGGCCUUUAUUGGUUACCACGAGGACACCGUCCCGGCUAUUGUUUUGCAAGUUUGUGCUGAGGUCCAUAACGACGGAGAAUUUUUGUCAGACGAAGAAAGAGAGUCUUGGGAGGAAAACGUGCUGAGAACAUGUAAGGAGCGUUUGCUACAGUGUGCGACCCCUGACUCUGUUACCCGUCUCUCUUCCUCGCGUCUGAGGUCACAGGCAAAGGAAUUAUGGACGACGUACUUUCACGAGCAGGAACACUCAAGCCUGGCAGACUUUUUAGAAAAAGUACUCGGAGAUGUCAAGGUUACUGACGAUGAAGUGGCUAAAGUACCACUACGUGCUCAGAUAUCGACACACUCUCGACUUCUCUCUAAACAAGACAUUUCUACCAUUGCCGCUGCUGUACAGCUUCCUCCAAAUAGUGUGAAGUGUGCCUCACUGCAACAGUUUCAAACCGAACAGCAAUUUUUAAACUGCAUAGGGAGAGACUUCUGGUCCAUGCUGGGAGGCAGGGAGAGCCUGUUAAUCGUUCAGUGCGAUUCCGGGAAACAAAUGCUGGAUUUGACAGCAUGCGCUCGUCAUUUGCUCAUCGAAGAGUGUAAGGAAAUGGAAAACGUGCUAAGUACAGGUGCCACUGAUUGCAGUCACAUCGUUAUGAUUGUACAGGUGCCCAGAGUGGCAGGGGGCUGUCGAGAGUUCGUCAGUGUGCAGGGUGAAAAUUGGUUAUCUGUCCACAUUGACGAGUUGUGCCCUCCAAGUGAAGAAAUACCUCCGGUUGAAGUACUGAAGGAUCGUUCAGUUAGUGAAAUUUUCGAGAGUGCCAUUACUGAGACAGGAAGCAAUUUGACUAUUGGCCAAGUUCUUAGAAGUUGCGUACAGAUAGCAGCCAGCAAGAUUGAGGAUGAUGAAUCGACACUUGGAAGGGCAACUAGACGAAUUGAACUGUUGCUUAAGUUAUUUUCUUCGAGAACGAAGGCUGAAGAUCUAUGUGACAACCGCUUUGAGAAGGUGCUUGCCAAACGAAUUCAUGUCCUACUACAAGAAAAAGACAAGCGGGCACUAGAAGAGGGGAAAAGGUGGCUUGAGGACGUAGCCAAAGCGUGUACUAUAAACGAAAAUGGAACUUUCAAAAAGGCACUUUGGCGUCGUUUUCAGUCUGUUGUGGCUCCUAUCCUGGCAGAGGUCAUCGCCUACGUUGACCGCGACGGAAACCUUGAGCUAGCUGCAAGCAAGGAUACCUGGAUGUCAAAACUUUGGUUAAACGUCCUUGAAGACAGUUCUCUUGCUACUAUUAAUUAUGGAAUGUUCAUGACACGUGAAGAAGAUGUGAAUGAAGUCCGAAGCAAGGUUCCAGUAUUGAAAUCAGGGUAUCGAAGGCAUGUCUUCCAGAGCAGGUUUCCAUUUUCAUGGCUUCUCAAAGAACGAAUUGAUGAGCUGUAUCGAGAGGCCAGAAGCAUCGCAGCAAAUUCUCUUGAGACUGUUACUGAAUGCUUACGGAAGUUUUUGGAUGGCUCCAACGUGGCGCAGAUAGUUUCGGACGCCAUCUCAGAAGGGGGCGAAGAUUCUGUAGCCCGCUAUUUGCAUGACUUUGCACAUAUGGUGAACAAACCUCAAGAUGAAGCUGAGACUGAGAUUGUCAUAAAAGCGAUCUGGGCCGCUGCAAAAGAGAUUCGUGCCCCACGACAGUCAGCACAUGGGACGUUGAUCAUCGAUUUUGCGCUGGUUCAUGUGGGACAUUCUCGCAUUCGACAUCGACUUCACUGUCUAUCGCUCUUACUUCGGGCCCAACCUGAAAUUGUGCACGACCUUCAAAACAGGUUUUCGUUGGAUGAAGACGAAAUGACUGUCGAUGCUACCGCUCUACAAAUUUACUUGGAGCGUAUGGCACCUUCUGCAGAGGAUCUGAAGACCUCCUCGCAGAGACAAAUUUGGUGUGACUCUAUUAUGUCAGUGAAAAUGCCAGUGGACGAAAUGAUCGGUGAGAUUGGAACCGAAGGCAAAGAACGUGUUGGAGAAAAGACUCAGUCAAUGCUGAUACAAUGCAGAUCUAUGUGGCAACGUUUAAGUGCGGUGAGAAUGUUUAUCGAACACGUGUAUCCUUCCGAAGGUGGAGUAGAUAUACUGGAUGUGCAGCAUGUUUUGAAACUUUGGAAGGCUCUAGCUGAUGGAACAGAUUUCACAAAGGCCAAGUCCCUCACUAUUCUGGAACGAGUUUUGCAUAGCUGUAAAGAGGAUGUAAAACAACGACUGCAAGAUGACGACCCUAAAGUGUUUGCAAAGUUCCUUCGAAGUUGCAACGCAUUCUUGAUGGAGAUCAUUAAAGUGUUUUGCCUUGGGGACGACGUGCAUAAUUUGGAUGCAGACGUAUUUGAAAUGCUUAUGAGAUAUGUUACAGGGACACAAUCUACCUUUGAAACGAGAGAAUUCUCGCUUUUCCCUGAAUUUGGAACAGACAGCAGUCCUGUUGAGAGAUCAUUCCUCUUGCAACAACUCCUCAAUUCCAGUGGUAAAUUAGUCAAGAGCCACCUCGAACGUUUCCUCUUCGAAGCUCAAGGUCUGCCAUCAGAAGUGCCUCAUCUCCUGAAUGUCUGCCUGCUUGCCGUGCAGUGUAUGGAGAACUCCUGUGACAGGACGUUCGCCACAGGUGUCAGCCUCGAUCUCCACUUGCAAAUUGGUACCGUCAAUAGGUUUUGUCAAGAUGCACUUGAAAUCUUACAGAAAGACCUUACCACCAGUGAUGAUGAGAUUGAGGUUAAAUCACUAGAGGCGAUAGCGAAAGCACGCUCCAGUCUAAGUUGGGCUGCGCAGUUUAUUUAUUUGAGUUGUGUUAGCGGUGACGAAAAGUGGCACCGAGAUGACACGCUUGGAGCAAUGGAAUUCCUCUUGAAGACUGUUCAGGCAUUGUGCACGUCGGUUCAUUUUAGUUCCCCUGCUCUCUUUCUGCUCAAACAGCUGGUCAAACGUUACGGGGGACACGCAAUUUCUACAGUGUCGCAAAACCCAGAGCUCGCUUGGAUCGUACCCGUAGAACUCUCGCGGAGAGAGGACACAGAGAUGAAUCUGGAUAGGUUCUUGGUGUAUGGAGAGUUGUACCGGGGAGUAAGAGAUGCGAUAGCCAGAGCAAUUUUGAGUGACGACACACAUGAGCUUGUCGUAUCAUUAGAGGCAUUAUAUGAGUUUCCGGGGCAUUCUACGGCUAAGGACAUCGUACUGCUUCUAGCUUUGUAUCGAGAGAUCACUUUACCGCAGAGAAUGUCGGCUCAAGACCAGCAUUUUCACCACGAAAAAUGUGCUACUGCGAUAAGAGACGUCCUUCUGAAUAGGAGGAGAAUGAUAUCCCAGAGUAUGCAACAUUUGGUCAGAGAUCUCUUGAAGAAUUCUCAGAACUCUGACUUCUCAUUCCUUGUUGGCCAAGAGACUCAGAGCGAGACAGAAAAGGCUCUUCCCGAAAUUCUGUUUCACGUGACCUCUGUUCUUCGCUGCAUCGGUUUUGAUGAGCUCCUAAACCCUUUAAGGGAGAUUGUUCUCGCUCCAAGUGAAAUGCUGAAUUCUUUUCUCCCGACAAUGCCAGAAGACAUUUUUGAAGAGACUCGUUUGGCCAUGACAGAGCAGAAUGGUCAGUGGUAUGAAUGCGGAAAGGGCCAUCCAUACUUUGUUGGUGAUUGUGGCAGACCAAACCAGCAGCGUGAUUGCCCUUACUGUGACUCGUCGGUUCCGAUUGGAGGGCUAAAACACCAUUUGGUUCCAAACAACAAACUGGCACGCCGGGACGACCGUUCUAACAAAGGUCACAUCUUGGGAACGCCCAAACGGAUCGUAGGUUCUGAAAGAGAUCUGUCUCCUGCUAUGGUAAGCCUCUUGAGGUUUAUCCUCCAUUCAGCGAUGCUGUCCGGAGCCCAAGAACAACCCAAGGUCGUUAGUCAGCUAAUAAGCGAGUCAGAUGUUCAGCCACACGAUGUUGGGGGUUUCCUCUGGGCACAUCUCGUCAAUGAUGUGCAAAAUGUAUCGACCAGCCUGGAAAGAAGCGUGGAUGAAGUGGUGCUGAUGAUUCAUGGCGUUUUAGCUGAGAUUGUGUAUCGUGCAACAGCCAGAGGUACAGAUGGUGUAACAAAGUGGUCGACUAAAGCGGAGCGAAGAGAAUGGGAAAAUCGGUUUUCUUCCGUGUUUGUGAGACCUGUUUGCACGAAUUUGGAGGAACGACUGCAGAAUUUCUAUACACUUUCUAUCAACGAUAAGAGAUUAGGGAGUGAUCCACUCAUGCGAGAGAUUUACGAGGUGGAUGACCCUACACCUCCUCGCUUUCCAACAGACAUCCAUCCUGGAAACCCAUCCUUUUGGAAAUAUAGAACUCGUUUGACUGUUGAGCAUUUCAUACGUCAGUUUCAAGACGUCAGGUCAAACAAGGAUCCAUGCAAAAUCCUAGGAAAGUUUCUCAAGCAGGAGCACAAACUUCGCGCAGUACGUCAUCUGCCGGAGAUUUUGGCUUUGCUAAGAAUACUAACUGAUCGCUUUUAUCGACGAAUCAAUCGAGAUGAAGCGAAUAAGCUCAGGAUACGGGAGUUUUUGAAAAAAUUGUCGAAAGACCAAAAGGAAAGCGUCACAAAGUUAUUCAAAAGUUUUCGCACUGCUUGGGAUCAAGCACGCUCCCAGCUCAGUUCUCAAGGUCGUUUUACCCCUUCGCAAGAACAGUGCUCCAAACCAAUUGAAAUGAACUCCAGCGUGUCAGUAUUGCUACCAGAUAAGGCUGGCCCAGGUGUUUGUUGCAAAGCUUUACUGUUCUUUUUGGUCAAUGCACAUAAUGAAAUGGUGGAAACAUACCACGCUGCCUUUGGAUCUGACGGAAGGACACGUACUACCUCCAAGAUUCCUCUUGCGGAGGUUUCGGCAUCGCAGUUGGUAGCAUAUGACUCAGAAAAGGACUUGUUACCUGUGAUGCUAGCUAACUGCACCUACUCACUGGAGGUGGGGAAGGAAAAAAAAUUGCAGUAUAACUGGGAAACCCUCCAGAAGCAGAUAGUCGAUAAGUUCAUACGUGGAAGGCCUAUCGUGGAGUUUAAGCUGGAUGAUUUCGUGUUUCAUGAAGAUGACUGCGAUAUAUCCUUCGUCAAGUUGAGGAACAAGAUUCCACAGGAAUCAAUUGAUGGUCAUAUUCGAAACCAGAUUCUCUCAGAAUUGAAGGAACUCAGGGAUGUGAGUGAAUUACUUUCUACCCUGGAAAUGGCAAUUGGUUUCCUGUCAACAGCAGGUGGAGAUUCGGAAACGAAAGUCUGCGAUUAUCUAAAGGAGUUUCUUCUUCUUGGUGAUAGAAAGUCGAACUUAAAGAGUAAAAAGGCUCAACAAUCUUGCUGUCUUUGUCACAUUUUGGAUUUGUGGUCAACAAUCGCCGAAGCGCGUGCGAGAUUCUUGUUCAAGAAUAGACAGGAUCCGUUUGAAAAGGUUUCAGACAGUUUUAAAGAGGAAAUGCCAAAGAAUACAAUUUUAUUACUUAGUGCAGCAUUGAAAAGAAUGGACGUUGACUUGUUUUUGAGUAGAGUGAUUGAAGUCAUCAGUUUGCUGCUUGUUCAUGAAGAAGAAAGAAAUCGAGAAAUGGGACUCAGUGAGUACUUAUCACGUGUCUUUGAUGACAGCUCCGACUUGGAUGGGAUUCCUGAGGAAGUCAAAGUAAUGCACGUAAUUCAUGCGUGCAAACUUGCGUUAGAUGUGCGUGUGAGAGACUAAGGAUAUAAAAGGUCCAUGGUGUACUAAGACUCUAAAUUUUAGAGUUCAAGAACCCAUCAGAUUUUGUGUCGUUCAUAAGCUAUUUGAACCGCCAGAAUUUAAGUUUUCAUCCUGUAUCGCGAUUUGAAGGACUUUCCAAACUGAAUAUCGCACAUAUGCAGAAUGAAUAUUUUUUUCAAGUUAUGUUCAAUUUUAGCAUUAUACCUCAGUUCACAUGUAAUACUUAAAUAAGGCAUUUGCCAGGUUUAAAUUGACGAAUAUUAACUUCAAUCAAUUCUCAGUAAAUCAUCUGCUACAGGUUGUUAUCAACUAAGCUUAAUCCCUUCCAUUUAGCGGGACGGAUAUGGGCAUUUGAGCCGUUUCGAUCAGCAUGCUAAAACGAGAGUUCAAAAUUCACUCAGCUCAAAUUUAAUACUCAAAAUUAGGAACCUUCCAGGUUUAAAUAGACGAAAAUUAACUUCAACCAAUUUUCAGUAAAUCCUUUAUCAGCAAUAAAGGGUAACAUGUUGUUAUCAA
Stylophora pistillata is the source of this 17911-nucleotide messenger RNA. Its product is annotated as E3 ubiquitin-protein ligase rnf213-alpha. Gene Ontology annotation, molecular function: ATP hydrolysis activity; ubiquitin-protein transferase activity. NCBI's taxonomy places the organism in Eukaryota, Metazoa, Cnidaria, Anthozoa, Scleractinia, Pocilloporidae. The record is from RefSeq and is a predicted model, not a curated record.